CAAGAGGAGCUAUUUGUAUAAGCCUCCCGUGUGGACUGCUUUACCUAUCGAAGCAUCUCAGCCAUGCAUGAAGAAGAAAUAUACACCUCUCUUCAGUGGGAUAAUCCAACAGACCCUUCUCAGAGAUGUCUCACUUCCACCAAACUUUCAGGAACAUGUUGUGUUGUGAUGGCGAUUUCGUGGAUUUUCUGCUUAGGCUUGUUAGCCACAUCCAUUUUCUUGGGCAUCAAGUUUUUCCAGGUAUCCACCAUCUCAAUGCAGCAGCAAGAAAAACUCAACCACCAGGAAGGAGUAUUGUUGAACUUUACACAAUGGAAGAGCAAUCAUGACCUUCAGAUGAAAUACUGCCAAGCCUUGAUGCAAAACUCUUUCUGUUCAGUCCAAAACUGCAGCCCUUGUCCACACAAUUGGAUUCAGAAUGGAAAAAGUUGUUACCAUGUCUUUGAAAAUUGGAAAAAUUGGCACACCGGCAAAGAGGCUUGUUUAAAAGAAGGCUCCAAUCUUCUACAAAUAGACAGCAAAGAAGAAAUGGAUUUUGUCUCCAGAAACUUGCAUAAGCUCAAAGCAGGCAAUGAGUACUGGGUGAAAGUGUCUCAGGAUGGACUUCAGGCACCUUGGCUUUGGCAAGAUGACUCCUCUUCUCCCAGUGACCUGCUGCCAAUAAAGAAACCCCAAUCAACCAACCAGGUCUGCAGAUACCUCAGAGAUAAUGCCCUUUUUUCAGCUAACUGCAACUAUUGGAAAUAUUUUAUCUGUGAGAAGUAUGCAUUAAAAUCCUCUAUCUGAAAGAAAUUGCUCAAAGUGAUCUAUUACACUAGUAUUUGAAACAGGCCAUUGAAAAACCUGCCGCAAGAAGCCUAAGAGCAAAUAACAGAAGUAAACCAAAGUAUGGACUUUGAAACGAGCUCCCUGGAAAUCAACACUUAUUUCUGUAUUUUCACUUGGAAAUGUUCUUCAACAUUUUGCAGAUUUCAGUUGACAUUGUUCAAAUUGCCAAGAAAAAAAUUGAUUUGGAACCACAGAGGACAAAACCCUGAUGCACUGUGAACAAAAAGGACAUAAUUUCCUUCUCUCCCUCCCUCUUUCUUUCUUUCUUUCCUUUUCUUUCUCUUUCCUUCUCUCCUUCUCUCCUUCCUUCCCUCCCUCCUUCUUUUUUCUUUUCUUUU
Molecule: messenger RNA, 1166 nt
Organism: Sciurus carolinensis (gray squirrel)
Lineage: Eukaryota; Metazoa; Chordata; Mammalia; Rodentia; Sciuridae
Gene: Clec9a
Product: C-type lectin domain containing 9A
Exons: 6
Coding region: 64-786 (240 amino acids)
Biological process (GO): receptor-mediated endocytosis
Cellular component (GO): membrane; cell surface
Source: RefSeq, a predicted model, not a curated record